GGAGCGAGGCGGGGGUUGAUGGAGGCCGAGCCCGGGACGUGCGGGCCCUGACCUCCGCCCUCUGACCUCUACCCUCGCAGGCGACCAUGGGGAACGUGUUGGCCGCCAGCUCGCCGCCCGCGGGGCCGCCGCCGCCGCCGGCGCCGGCCCUCGUGGGGCUGCCGCCGCCGCCGCCUGCGCCGCCGGGGUUCACGCUGCCGCCGCUCGGAGGCGGCCUGGGCGCCGGCGCCGGCGCGGGCCGAGGUUCGGAGCGGACCGCAGGGGCCUCCGCCGCCGGCGCCGCGGACGAUGGGGCCUGCGGCUGCCUGCCCAACCCCGGCACGUUUGAGGAGUGCCACCGGAAGUGCAAGGAGCUGUUUCCCAUUCAGAUGGAGGGGGUCAAGCUCACGGUCAACAAGGGGCUGAGCAACCACUUCCAGGUCAACCACACGGUCGCCCUCAGCACGGUCGGGGAGUCCAACUACCACUUCGGGGUCACGUACGUGGGCACGAAGCAGCUGAGCCCCACGGAGGCGUUCCCGGUGCUGGUGGGCGACAUGGACAACAGCGGCAGCCUCAACGCUCAGGUCAUCCACCAGCUGGGCCCCGGCCUCAGGUCCAAGAUGGCCAUCCAGACGCAGCAGUCGAAGUUCGUGAACUGGCAGGUGGACGGGGAGUACCGGGGCUCCGACUUCACAGCCGCCGUGACGCUGGGCAACCCGGACGUCCUGGUGGGCUCAGGAAUCCUCGUGGCCCACUACCUGCAGAGCAUCACGCCGAGCCUGGCCCUGGGCGGGGAGCUGGUCUACCACCGGCGGCCCGGGGAGGAGGGCACCGUCAUGUCUCUGGCCGGCAAAUACACACUGAACAACUGGUUGGCCACGGUGACGCUGGGCCAGGCCGGCAUGCACGCCACGUACUACCACAAAGCCAGCGAGCAGCUGCAGGUGGGCGUGGAGUUUGAGGCCAGCACAAGGAUGCAGGACACCAGCGUCUCCUUCGGCUACCAGCUGGACCUGCCCAAGGCCAACCUCCUCUUCAAAGGCUCCGUGGACAGCAACUGGAUCGUGGGCGCCACGCUGGAGAAGAAGCUGCCGCCCCUGCCCCUGACGCUGGCCCUCGGCGCCUUCCUGAACCACCGCAAGAACAAGUUCCAGUGCGGAUUCGGCCUCACCAUUGGCUGAGCGCCCGCUGGCCACGCCCCGCGCCUCCGGACCCGCCCCCUGCCCGCGCCAGGGAGACCUGAGCCCGCCGGCCGCCGAGGAGGGGACUCCGGCCAGGGGCCACGUCAGGGCUCAGCCCCGGGGCCGCGCGCGCAGUGGGCCUGGGGUCCCAGGGACUCCAGGACGGAAGGGCGCUUGGGAUGCUGAGCCCCGGGUUGGGGGCGACGGCGGCUGGACCCCUCAGGGAGGAGCGUCCUGGCGGCCCGAGGACGGCCCACGCCCACCCCGCCCACUCCCCACCCACCCCUCGCUAUAAAUCAUGUUUAUAAGUUAUGGAAGAACCGGGACAUUUUACAGAAAAACAAAAAAUAUACAUGGAAAAAAAU
Lepus europaeus (European hare) is the source of this 1528-nucleotide messenger RNA. It is a transcript of the gene TOMM40, whose product is annotated as translocase of outer mitochondrial membrane 40. NCBI's taxonomy places the organism in Eukaryota, Metazoa, Chordata, Mammalia, Lagomorpha, Leporidae. Gene Ontology annotation, biological process: protein import into mitochondrial matrix. The coding region runs from base 87 to 1163 and encodes 358 amino acids. Gene Ontology annotation, molecular function: transmembrane protein transporter activity. The transcript is spliced from 9 exons. The record is from RefSeq and is a predicted model, not a curated record. Gene Ontology annotation, cellular component: mitochondrial outer membrane translocase complex; mitochondrial outer membrane.